Molecule: messenger RNA, 4017 nt
Organism: Schistosoma spindalis
Lineage: Eukaryota; Metazoa; Platyhelminthes; Trematoda; Strigeidida; Schistosomatidae
Source: the annotation of a GenBank genome assembly
AUGGAGUGUUUAAAUUCAGUUCCUGUUGACAAAUGUUGUUUAGUUGUACAAAUGCCAACAGUUGAAGAAAUGAAACGUGAAGUUGCUAAUAUUACAUGUGAAAUGCAAUCAGUUUAUAUUGACAAUGCAAUUGUAUUACCAUCAUCAGAAGUGCCAACAACCAUUACAUCACAAGAUACCAUUACUACUACUGCUGCUACUACUGUUUUAGAUAAUAAUACAACUACUGAAAUAAAUUCAAUUAAUUCUAAUGUAAAUGAUAAAUCAACUAUGAAUUUAAAGACAAGAAACUAUGAUACAAAAUACGGUAGCAUGAAUCUUCCAUCUGACAAUGAUUAUCAACAACAUAAUUCACCUGAUUCUAGAUGGUCAACACUGAACAUUGAUGGUGAUUAUCAUAAUGAAAAUGAUAAUAUAGAUGAACAAACUGAUGGAAAUGAUGAAGUUGAUCAAUUUAAAUUAAAUCGUUUUGGUAGUAUGUUGGUAGAUCGAAAGAAAGCGAAUGAAAAUUCUUUUUCUAAAUUUAUUUCACCAUCAAUUAAUAGUACUUCAAGUUGUCCAAGAGAAGAACAAGUUUCCGAAGAAUUUAUUAUUAAUGGAAAGCGUUACAGACAAGUUUAUCAAAGGCGUAUUGUAUUAGAAAGAAAAACAACAAGAGACGUGUUUUUUCUUCCUGGAAGUAAUACUGAUACCGAAAUUCGACUACCAAGUAAAAAUCAAUAUGAGUAUAGAUCUCCACAUUAUGACGAACAAGUAUCAAGUAUGGUUUCAAAUGAACAGUCCACAACUAAGUCAAUUAGUUCAACUAAUGGACAUGUAAUAAAUAGACCUGGUCUAGAUCUCACCGUCUUACAUACAAAAAAUAACGCACAUAAUGAUGAACCUUGCCUCUCACCAGCAAUCGUUGUAAGGUCUGUUAAUGGUAGUAUGAUUAAUUAUAAGCACACUGAAAAUUCAAGUUGUUCACAAUGUACAACUUCAACUGAAGUUUCAUCCAAAUUAAUUGAUACUAUUAACCCAAUUGCUUUAACUCAACAAACAGAUAAUAUGGAACAUUUAAAUACAAAUGUAUCUGAAGUAAAUAGAUCUAGUUCCAGAGCACGAAAAAUAGUCCGCAGUCUAUCUAACUCACUUAAACGUUCUCUAUCUACUGGUAUUCAAAAUACACGAAGUUUAGUUAAAUCAAUACCAGGAAGGUCUAAAGAAACGGAAUCAGCUAAUCAACUCAAUAAAUCACGUACAUCGAUCAAUAAUGAUUUAUUAGUAGACACUUCAAUACAAGACAAGGAGUUUAAAAACAAUCACGAACUCAUUGAGCCAAAAUCAAAGCAAAUAAUGGGUUACAUGUAUAAAUUUGGUGUUUGGGAUGAUCAACAGCCAGUUUUAGAUCCACGUUUACCCGUAUUUUUGAAUUCAUCUAUUGAGAAUAAUUCACAUUUAAAUGGUACCGUUAUUCCUACUGCACCCGAAUGGCAUCAUGCAGAAGUUGGUUUAGAAAAUAUAGAAAAGUUUCAAGGAGCUUAUGUUCGUGGUCGCACAGUUGCUUGUUUGCAAAGAUUUACACAACAUAGUCCAGCUAGUGGUAAAGCAUUACAUAGGAGUACUUAUGUACAACAAACAAGACUAGUUCGUCAGCUUAAUCGAAGCGGUGAAAAGAAGAAAGGAGAUACUCUAAGUGGACUAAAUGAAAAUCUCCAAGGUAAAGUGUGUGAACAAGAGGAACAUACUUUUAGCUCGACCCCAAUACAUCUUACUGAUCCAUGUAUAUUUGAUAGUGAACAGUUAACCAAAUAUGAAAUGAAACCAAACUAUAAUAUUCAGUCAACAUCUGCAAAGUUUAUUCAGUGUUCAAAUGAUCGCCUACAAUUGUUACAAUCAAUUUGUCCAUCAGCGGCUGCUGCAACAAUUCUGUUGGGUAAACCUAUACGUGAUUCACACGAUAAUGAUGAUGUUAAACAAAAUAUUUUGACCAAAUCUAGUGACCUUGAUGAAACUCGUGUUCUGGUAACAGCAAACUCAUGGUGCCCAGUGUCAUUAAGAACAAAAGAUCCUGGAUCACAGUUAAUAUUCAAUUCCAUUUAUAAGGAUAAUAAUAACAAUACUCCUACAAAAACAAAUACACCAAAACAUUCACCGUCGUCUGUGAGCGUACCAGAACCUACAAUACGCGGUGGAACACUUGAUGGAUUGCUUAUAUAUGCAUUGAAUUUGUUACAGAUGCCUAUACCAACUAGUCAUCCAGAUUAUUUAUUUCCUGAUGUAAUUCGUUUGACAUAUCCAACAUUUACAAGUCCUGAUAAAAUAAUUGAACGUUUAAUUCAAAUUUAUGUUGCAUAUGCUCCUGUUGAACCGGGUUGUCAAAGUAAUGAUUGGAUUGACGCUUUAGCUGCUGCAGAUUAUUUAGUUAGUAUUGCAAGAGAUAUUCAUUCAAAACAAUUGACUGCUUCAUUAAUUCUCAAGCUUAAUCGAUUUGCACGUCUUCUUAUGUAUGAUAAUCAACUGAUUACAAAUGAACAAAUACAUAAAGAUAAUCAAAUUUCAGAUGAACCACAUCGUGUACUUGCUGAUCGAUUACUAGAAAAACUACCAAUUCUAUCAUCAAAACAAAAGUUGACAAAUUAUUCAAACAAAUUAAACAAUAUAAAUAACGACAGUGUUGAUUACAUUUCGACGAUAAGAAAUUCAACGGUAAAUAAAACUGAAUCAAAUAAUUCAUGGUCAAAACAACCGUUAGUUAUCAAUGAUUCAUUAACUGAACAAAAUAAUACAAAUUUAGGUGGAAUAAACAAUCAUAAUUCCGUACAAUAUUCAGCUUUGGUAAAUACGGACAGUAAAAUAUGCAUUUGUGAACCGCAAGAAGAUGCCAUACAAAGAGCUCAUGAAUUCCUUGAAUGUGAUGCACGGUUAAUUGCAGAAGAAAUAACUCAAAUCGAAGAAGAAAAAUUUGCUCAAAUUGAUUUUCAUGAACUACUAGAUAUUCAAUAUUUAGAAAAAGGUGAAGCUCAAACUUUAGGUAGAUGUGUUGAACAUUUUAAUCAAAUUACACGUUGGGCUAAAGGAAUGCUACUUAUAUUAGCACCGAAAAUAGUUGAAAAAUAUUCUUUAGUAAAUUUAUCAAAUCAUCAAAUAAAAAGUUCCAGUAGUAGAUCAUUGUUUAAUAAUUUACGUAGUCGUCAUACAUAUUCUUCUCUAAUUGUUCCAAAUAAUAAAAAUAAAAAUAAAGAAUAUGAUUCCCAAUCUGAUAUAGAAAUAACAAACAAUGUCAAUUCUACAAAUGAGGAUUUUAUAAAAUCGAAUUUAUUUAAUAAAAAUAUUAGUUAUUUAUUAAUACACCCUAAAAGUAUUUUAACAAAGAAAACUGUUUCAGUCAAUAUUAUGUUACAGAAAAUAUGCGAAAUCUUAAAGCAUCUAAAACAAUUACACAAUUUUAGUUCAUUCCUUGCAUUAUUGUUGGCUAUCCAAGAAUUACCUGAAUGUCUGCUUUCUAAGAAAUCAAAACAAUUGGUUGCUGGUUUUUCAUCUUAUAUGAAACCUCCGAAUUUCGGUGAAUAUCGACGAGACUUGGAAACAUCCGCAUUACCGUGUUUGCCCUAUUUGGGUUUAAUAUUCCAACAACUAAUUCAUCUACAUAUUGGCAAUCCAAUUCACCUGUCAACUUCACCAACAACAACAUUGUCUAAAAAUGAUAAAAUAGAACAUGAUAUUGAAUCUAUCAGAGAACAUGAUGAUUCUUCCCAGUUAGUGUUUAAACCACUGAAAAUGAUAACUACAUCACUGAAUACAAAUUCAACUGAUAUGAUCAACGUUUGGAGAUGUUGGAAACAUUAUAUGGUACUUGGUUAUUUUAUAAAACGAAAAGAAGGAUCUGUUGAAAACCUUCACCACUUUCCCCAUAAUCCUCAAAUUAAUCGUAUAAUUAAUGGAUUUGAAGAUCGAUUCAAUGACACAGCAUUAGAUAAAGCUAAAGAACAGUUAAUUAUUCUCCAACGUUCAAAACGAAAUAUUUUAUCAAAAUGA